Messenger RNA from Cylindrotheca closterium, 1767 nucleotides. The record is from the annotation of a GenBank genome assembly. Lineage: Eukaryota; Bacillariophyta; Bacillariophyceae; Bacillariales; Bacillariaceae.
AUGAUCUCAAGUCAAAGACUUCUUAUUUCGCUGGCUCUUCUUGCUGGCGGAGUCUUGAGCGUCAAACAAACAAUAGAAGCCGUAGAAGAAUUUCAUGACAUGUUAGUCGCGUCCUCAGGCUCGCCAUUCGAUGACGGUUUGGCAACCAUGUCGCAGAUGGAGGUGAAUCCUGAAGAUGCACUCUGUUAUAAUGGAACCUUCUAUGUGCUAGACUUUGAUCUUCCAGGGGGAUUGGUCAGCGCAUUUUCGGCUAGGGAGACCCUCUACUGUUUCUUGACGGGAACAUGUGAUUUUGCAGGUUCUGCCUUUGCACAAGCCGCCGCAGAAAACUGUGCCGACGCCAAUGGACGAUUGGUCAUUUCGGAUCUAUACGUCUGUCGGACCGAAUUUGGAGCGGAAGGGGUGGGCAGCAACGAAAACAUCAAACUGGCAAAUCUACCCCUAUGUGUUGAUCCAACCUGUCCCGAAGACACGACUUAUCAAAAGAUUCUGAAGACGUCUUACGCACUGGGAUUGGGUGGUGAUCCUUCCUUUGAAGGAACCUUUACAGGAAAAUGUGCGCCCAUAGAGAUUGAUUGGAAACCAGACUCGGCGCCUUUUGAGCAAUUGUCCGCAAACGUUGGCGAUGAAAUAGUAUUCAAAUAUGGCUCGGUAGAGUCCAAUGUGUACAUUCAUCCAGACGGUGGUUGCGAUAAAGCAAAUGCUAUUCUGGUGGGCAGUACUGGUCCAACAUCGUAUACCUUUACAGAAAGUGAUGCUGGAAAGACUAUGGUAUUUGCAACUGACAUGGGAUCUCGUUGCGAACAGGGACAAAUACUGAGUGUUGUCGUUCAAGGAGAAACUCGAGGUCCAGAGGUGAUUGAAAUUGAUUGGGCAAUACCGGCCGAGCCAUAUGCCAACCGAACGGCUAGAGUUGGAGAUACUGUCAAAUUUACGUACAGUACCUCACAUAAUGUGUACAAACAUCCGUCAGGCACUUGCGAUGAAAAGCACAGUUUGCUCGUGGGUGGCACGACUGGUCCUGGAUUUUAUCGAUUCAUUGCCAAUGAUACGGGAACGACCGUUACCUUUGCGUGCAAUGUCGGCUCCCAUUGCGAAGUGGGCCAAAUCAUUCAUUUCCAAGUGGAAGGAGGGGCUAGAGAUGGUGCAACGGUUCCAACAUCUCCACAAAUUCCCACCAUGGCACCAUCGGCAGCGCCUACCUUGUUGCCAGCGGAUGACUUUGCGGCGGCCAUUGCCAAUGGUGACUACGAUGUCAUUUUGGAUGUUCGAACAGAAACCGAGUUUAAUGCAGGACACAUUGAGGGUGCCACCUUGGCGGAAAGCUUGGCAGGCUUUGGUAACAUGGGACACACGGGAGCGUCUCCUUCCGACUUGGCUGGAUGUGAAUUCUGUACCAUUGGAGUCUAUUGUCGGACUGGAGCUCGAGCCAGAUCAGCAAUUCAGGUACUAUUGAACAGUGGAUUUCAAGGGAAGCUUUAUAAUGGUCAAGGAACGAGCCAAUGGACAAAUGCUGGGUAUCCACUUGUAACUGGCAACUCAGUCGUCCCUCCUUGUACAACCUCUGGCCAGGACAGUUGCGCUGCAGCAGUGCCGCCAACGGAAGCUCCCAAGGGCGACAUACCCGAUCGUAAAGAACCGAAACCCGAAAACAAGAAUGGAUUCAAGAUUCAACGAACCAGAACAGGCACCGAUUUCACACAACUUGGUGUCCGUGGAGGGGGUCGACGAAUGGUGACCAAUCUUAUACCAGAAGAGAUGGAGUAG